CUGCGCUUUGGUAACCUAACGGGGAGGUGUUAACUACUUUUUUCGCUUCCACAAAGCGCCUCCCGUUAUCUCCGGUGCUGCCGCGCGAGAGGCAGAGGUUGCCACUGCUACUGAUAUUUCCGCUCCGCAGAAAACUUUUUCGGUUUGGUUGUGAGGAUAAAAAGAAGAAAGAAAGGAAGGAAGGAAGGAAGGAAGAAGAAGCAGGAGCCGGAAACCAAGGAGUCGUCUGCGAGAAGAAGCGGAUUGUGCCACGGCGAGUGUUACAACCACAUGAAGAUGAGGAACCAGCUCUGACGACCCACGGAUGUCCACCCCUUCCACGGGACCGUUCGGCUUCGGCAACACAUCCAACAGACUCUCCAAGAGGGGAGGCUUUUACUGCUUUUUAACCCGGAGGAAAAACCUAACCUUGACCAUUUAUUAGAUUUAUCAUCAGGACUGACGUCGUCUGCAUUGUGAAGUCUGCGAAGGACAGAAUAUACCCAACGGGACAUACCUGGCCCGGAGCUCGUGAAUUUGGCUGGAGACAGAGGUACUCACUGUAACCCCACUGAAGAGAACAAAACUGAAUUCAAGCUAGCCUGACUGAUUUUUUUCAAGAUAGUCUCCUUUCUCAAAAACUGCUCUUUUCUGAGCUGCCUCCUUCUUAAAGUCAAAUUCGAAUCUCCAACCGAGAUUCACGCACUUUCAUAGACACUUUACAAGGGCCUUGGACAUUGUCUCAAAUUUGAUUGAGGAGGAAUCAUCUCCUCCUCUCCCCCAAAGUCCUAACGGCUUCGUUCUCCCGCCUAGACAUGGAUCUCCACAGGGCAGCCUUCAAAAUGGAGAGUUCCUCCUACCUGCCCAAUCCCCUGGCCUCUCCGGCCCUCAUGGUUCUAGCCUCCACUGCUGAAGCCUCUCGCGACGCCUCAAUUCCCUGCCAGCAGCCACGACCAUUUGGCGUCCCUGUUUCUGUUGAGAAAGAUGUCCAUUUGCCAUUUAACAAUGGUUCCUACACUUUUGCAUCCAUGUACCACCGCCAAGGCGGAGUACCACCAGGAUUCCCCAACAGGGACUUCCCUCCGUCCCUCCUCCACCUCCAUCAUCAGUUUGCCCCACCUAACCUGGACUGCUCGCCAAUCAGCAUGCUGAAUCACAGCGGCGUCGGUGCCUUCAGGCCUUUCGCCUCACCUCCGGAUGAUCGGGAUGGAGUGCCAGGCGGGUACCAAUCUGCUUUCACCCCAGCCAAGCGCCUCAAAGGCUGCAUGGAUGCAGAUUCCUCACCCCACUUGCGGUACUCUGACGCAGAGGGGAAAGAGUAUGACUUUGGCGGUUCCCAGAUCCCUCCUGGAAGUUCGCCCAGCAGCGUCUUGAAAGCAGUGGAGGACAGCGGGAAAAAGAUCUUCGCGGUGUCAGGCCUCCUGUCGGAUCGAGAGACUUCCUCCAGCCCAGAGGACCGCAUUGAGCGCUGUAAAAAGAAGAUGUCCAUGUAUGAUAGCCAGGCUCCGAUCUGUCCCAUCUGCCAGGUGCUGCUGAGGCCCGGAGAGCUUCAGGAACACAUGGAGACGGAGAUAGAGAGGCUAACCGCUGCAUGCUUCAGGAAACUUUCCAUUUUAAAAAGCUGCAUGGCCUCCCCCUCCCCGGCCUCGAUGCUGUUGUCGGUGCACAUCAAGCGUGAGGGAGAGUCUCCCGUGGUGUCGCCACUGUCCUCCGAAGACGCCCACCACUCCGACAGAUACCAGACAUUUUUACGAGUUCGGGCGAACAGGCAAACGAGAUUGAAUGCCCGUAUAGGAAAGAUGAAGAGGAGGAAGCCUGAGGAUGGGGGCCAGGUAUGUCCGCUGUGCAGCGCCCCACUGGCUGGGAGCGAGGAGGAGAUGAGUAGACAUGUGGAACAAUGCCUGAUCCAGCGCGAGGGCGCGCUAGGCGACGACGACUCCGCAGACAUGGACGGAGAGAACGGCCGAGGCUUUGAGGAGUACGAGUGGGCGGGGCAGAAGCGAAUCAGAGCGACGGCUCUGCUGGAGGGAGGCUUCAGAGGAACUGGGUUCGCCACGUGCAGCAUCAAGGAGAGCGCGGCGGACAGCGACGUCGACCUGGACGUGGACGGAGACGACACCCUGGAGUACGGCAAGGCGCAGUACACGGAGGCCGACAUCAUCCCGUGCUCCGGCGCCGGGGAGGACCAGGGCGAGGCCCGGGAGAGGGAGGCGCUGCGGGGAGCCGUGCUCAACGGUGGGAUGCCCUCUAACAGAAUAACGCCGGAGUUCUCCAAAUGGGCCAGCGACGAGAUGCCUUCAACGAGCAACGGUGAAAGCAGCAAGACGGACCCCAGCACCCCUUCAUCUUCCUCCUCCACCUCCUCUUCCUCCUGCGCCCCGCGCACCUGUAAAAACAGUGAGAUUGAAAAAGUGACGGAGGACGAGUCCACGGCGACCACCAUGGAGGCCCUGAAGGCCCGGAUCAGAGAGCUGGAGAGGCAGAUACUGAGAGGAGACCGAUACAAGUGUCUAAUUUGCAUGGACUCCUACACGAUGCCGCUCACCUCCAUCCAGUGCUGGCACGUCCACUGCGAAGAAUGCUGGCUCAGGACUCUGGGGAACAAGAAGCUGUGCCCUCAGUGCAACACCAUCACUUCACCCGGGGACCUAAGGCGCGUCUACUUGUAAAGAGCACACUUACCCCCCCCCCCCCCCCUCCUCUCCGA
Gasterosteus aculeatus aculeatus (three-spined stickleback) is the source of this 2686-nucleotide messenger RNA. The record is from RefSeq and is a predicted model, not a curated record. Lineage: Eukaryota; Metazoa; Chordata; Actinopteri; Perciformes; Gasterosteidae.